GUAAGAAGCUAACACGGAAACACUUCUGAUUCAUAUUUGAUCGUGGUUACUGAAGGAAGAAGCGCGGGAAAUUUGUACAGACGAAUAUUUAGAAACAGAACUUAGGAGGGAAGCUACAUAAAGAGAAGGAAAUUUGACUUUCAUCCGCCUUUGCUGAGUAGGCUGCGCGGGUACCCGGGAAAUGGAGGCAAAACGGCCGUAGGAUUCCAGAAACCGAUGUAAUCCCAAACCUUGUUGGACGUGACUUUCGUUUUCUUGCGUUUUUAUAAAAUGGAUGAAGCAGCAGGUGAUUUAAAACUGCCUCUUCAAAAUGACUGUGAAUCUCUUCAGAUACAUGUGGAAGUUCAUCAGAAAACAAACAGCACUGCAAAAAAAGAAGAUAUCAAACUAAGUGUCUUAAAGCUACUAAACAGGCACAGUGUUAUUUUUGGUGAUUACAAAUGGAUUGAGUUUGAUGAUUGUUUCCUAACAAAUAAUGUGCAGUCAAUUGCAGUUGUGGAUACAGAGCUACAGCUGAAAGAAAGACAGCCUAUCAGCUUGAAUAAAUGCAGACUUUUAAUCCAUAUUUUUCAUCUCAAUGAGGAAGGGCCUAGUACAGAAAAUCUGGAUGCAGAGGAUGAGGAUAUUGUUGCAGCUAAUCAUUGGUUAUUACCUGCAGUUGAAUUCCAUUGUUUGUGGGAGAGCCUGAUUUAUGAUGCUGAAAUAAAAUCAGAUUUAUUAAAUUACGUGACUACAACAUUACUAUUCUCUGACAGAAAUGUUAAUAACAACUUGAUAUCAUGGAACAGAGUUAUUCUACUGCAUGGUCCUCCUGGUACUGGUAAAACUUCUCUUUGUAGAGCAAUGGCUCAGAAGUUGACUAUUAGACUUUCACAUAGGUACCGCUAUGGACAGUUGAUAGAGAUAAAUAGUCAUAGCCUCUUCUCUAAGUGGUUCUCUGAGAGUGGCAAACUUGUUACGAAAAUGUUUCAGAAGAUUCAAGAAUUAAUUGAUGACAAAGAUGUCCUUGUAUUUGUACUUAUUGAUGAGGUGGAAAGUCUCACCGCUGCUCGUAGUGCUUUUCAGGCAGGUACUGAACCUUCUGAUGCUAUCCGUGUUGUAAAUGCUGUACUGACACAAAUUGAUCAGAUCAAAAGGUAUCCUAAUGUGGUUAUCUUGACCACUUCAAAUAUCACAGAGAAAAUUGAUAUUGCCUUUGUAGAUAGAGCUGAUAUCAAACAAUAUAUUGGACCACCUUCUCCUGCAGCAGUAUUCAAAAUCUAUCAUUCUUGCUUAGAAGAGCUAAUGAAGUGCCAAAUAAUAUAUCCUCGUCAGCAGCUGCUAACACUCCAUGAGCUAGAGAUGAUUGGUUAUUUAGAAAACGACGUGUCAAAGUUAAGUCUCCUGUUGAAAGACAUUUCAAGGAAAAGUGAAGGACUUAGCGGACGUAUCUUAAGAAAGCUUCCUUUUCUAGCCCAUGCACUGCAUAUUCAAUCUCCUAGUGUUACAAUGACAACUUUCCUUCAAGCUUUAUCACUUGCAGUGGACAAGCAAUUUGAAGAAAGAGCAAAGCUUUCAGAUUGUGCUUGAUAUUCUCAUUCCUCCUCUAUAUUUUAUUGUAACUUUCUUUACAUACAUUCUCACAUUGUUUGUCUACCUACCCACUGAGAUUGCUAAUUAAGAAUCAAUGAGUUCUUAACCUGAAGAUCAGUUCAGGCUUUCUUUUUUUCAAGUAUUGUAUGCAUAAUAAAUUACUUGUAUAUAUUCA
This is a messenger RNA of Python bivittatus (Burmese python), 1747 nucleotides long. RefSeq names its product thyroid hormone receptor interactor 13 (gene TRIP13). NCBI's taxonomy places the organism in Eukaryota, Metazoa, Chordata, Lepidosauria, Squamata, Pythonidae. Gene Ontology annotation, cellular component: nucleus; chromosome. The record is from RefSeq and is a predicted model, not a curated record. Gene Ontology annotation, molecular function: ATP binding; ATP hydrolysis activity. Gene Ontology annotation, biological process: reciprocal meiotic recombination; meiotic recombination checkpoint signaling.